AUACAGCGGAAAUAUAAAUGUACCCCGCACACACAGUAAGUCCAGGCUACCCGACAAGAUCCAUUAUCUUUCAAAGAGUGCACGCGUUCAGUUAGUAUGCAGUAGUAGAAGAAUAUGGAGGAUAAUUACAGUGGAAUUACAGAGAUUCAACCUCUUUCUCCACAGAAAAAACAAGAAGAUGAUACGAAUACCCGCCAAGAGUUUGAAUCUGCGUCAGGGGAAGGACUUCGAAAUCGGAAGCAUGCCGCUACAUCAGAUGAAUCUGAUUCUAAUCUUAAUGUCAAUGGAAACCCAACUAUUAAAAAGGUUGAAUCGACUCCGAAUGUCUUCUUCUUCUGGGCAUUCUUUGUGGGCAUAAUCUCGAUCGUUACUCUGGCCUUCGUAAUAUUUUCCUCUCUAAUCAGACCAGGAGACGAGAAAACAGAGUUCCUAAGCAUGCCUCCUGAUUUACGCUCACAUUAUAGCAAGGGCAAGAUGAUCAAAGUGCAAAUUGGGUACGAGAGGAACUACAUCCAAAUGUUUGUAAGAGAUGAGGGACCUAGAGACCAUGCAGAAACAGUAGUUUUGGUUCAUGGUUUUGGAGGCAGUUCAUACUCUUUCAGAAAUGUCAUGUCAAUGCUGGCUUCCAGGGGAAUUCGUGCAGUUGCACCUGAUCUACCUGGCUUUGGUUUUUCAGACAAAACAAGCUUACAAAAUGAUAGGGAAUGGUCUGGUUUUAUUGGGAGGGUUAGGGAUGUGUACCUCGAGAUAAAGGAGAAGGGCUUGUUCUGGGCAUUUGAUCAGCUAAUUGAGACAGGAGAAAUGCCUUACCAAUUGCCAUAUAAAAAAACCAGAGUCACCCAAAGCUACCAAGUGAUGCAAUGCGGGGCAGAAGAGUUGGGCCGCAGUUUGGGACAGGUAAUUGAAUCCUUAGCUCUUGGGCCAGUGCAUUUGGUUCUUCAUGAUACAGGAUUUGAGUCUGGUGCCAUUUGGGCUGCCAGCAAUCCUUUGUUGGUUCGCAGCGUUACUCUCAUUGAUGCAACUCCACAUCGCCCUUCUGUUCCCUUGUGGAUUCUCAAGGUGCCAGGAUUGAGUGGGGUGGUGACCCAUUUGUCCUUUUUGCAAUUGGGUUUAUUUAAAAUCUGCUGUUCAAGGGCCAUUGAUAGUUCUGCAGCAGAGGCCCAUGGGUUUCUCUUGAGGACCAAGAAUGCUGCAAAGGCUAUUGUGGAGAUUACAAACCGUGCAAAUUUUAGCUUUGACUUUGAGGCUUGGGCAAAUGCUGAUCAGAUAAAAGAAGUGCCUAUCAAAAUACUCUGGGCGAAUGAGUGGUCCAAGGAUUGGCUGAGAGAAGGUCAUCUGAUAUCUGAGCGACUCCCUCGUGCAGAGUUUGUUUCCCAUAGUGGUGGGAGAUGGCCUCAGGAAGAUGUACCAGAGGAAAUCACAGAAGCUAUUGCAAAAUUUAUAUCAACCUUACCACCUACUGUUAGGACCAUUACGGAAGAGCCUUUGCCAGAGCAUAUACAAAGAAUGUUUGAUGAGGCAAGCCAUGACGAUCAUCACAGCCAUCAUAACCAUCAACACGAUCAUCAUGAUGGAGACCAUGGGCACAGUCAUGGCAGUGGAUACAUGGAUGGAUAUGGCCUUGGACAUGGCGGGUGGCACUAAUAUGAUAGUAGAUGAUUUGAAGAGUUUGGUGAUUGUACAGCCAAGCCCUCCCAGAGCUACUCUUCCUGCUGACACUAAUAGUGGUCAUGCCCAAUGAAUUGAGGAAAAGAAUAGCAUCUUGAUUCUCUCGCCUUGUUGAUUGACAGUAAUUGUUGUAAGUCACGCCUGCAUAAUUUUAUAGAGACUCUGUUAGUGAGGUGAGCUAACAAUCAAGGUCUUCAUACAUUACAGUUCACAAGUUUGAAGUCUUGAAGAAUUUAGAAAUUUUAAUGGGAUUUCCCCAGCUGGUGAGUUUUAGGAAUCUGUUGACAUUGCUAUAAGAAAUUGAAAAGUCAGCUGGUGGCGCGUUCCUUUUUAUUUUAUUACAAGGUUCCAAACUUCAGACUUUGAUUUGCGUUUA
Messenger RNA from Cryptomeria japonica (Japanese cedar), 2044 nucleotides. RefSeq names its product protein AUXIN RESPONSE 4. The record is from RefSeq and is a predicted model, not a curated record. The coding region runs from base 115 to 1644 and encodes 509 amino acids. Gene Ontology annotation, molecular function: catalytic activity. Lineage: Eukaryota; Viridiplantae; Streptophyta; Pinopsida; Cupressales; Cupressaceae. The transcript is spliced from 2 exons.